Cladocopium goreaui is the source of this 2139-nucleotide messenger RNA. The record is from the annotation of a GenBank genome assembly. Lineage: Eukaryota; Dinophyceae; Suessiales; Symbiodiniaceae.
AUGGCCGCAAUCGCGGUGGUGAGUUGGUACUCGCGAGAUGGAUCGGAAGUGAGCAUUGGCUCGAAGAGCUUCAUCGAGUCGAUCGUGCUGGGCGAACUGGCCGAAGGCGUGCUGUUGGAUGCGGGGAUCGAGGCCGAGCACGAUCGUCAGUCGAUGCAGGCUCAGUUGUCCUGGCAGGCUGCGAACAACGGCGAGAUCGAUUUGUACGCCGAAUACACCGGCACGCUGAUGCGCGAGCUGCUGGCCGAGGAGAACUUGCAGACUCUGGAUGAACUUCGCGACGAGCUGGCCAAACGUGGGCUGAAGAUUACGGCCCCCUUGGGCUUUCGGAAUAACUACGGUCUGGGGAUGCAGGAAGAGACAGCCCAGCGGUUGGGGAUCGAAAGUAUUUCGGAUCUGGCCGAUCACCCGGAACUGAAAUUUCGUUUCAGCGACCCCUUUAUGGCGCGAGAAGAUUGCUGGCCUUCGCUGCAAGAGAAUUAUCAUCUGCCGCAAAGAGAUGUGCGGGGGAUGAAUCACGACUUGGCUUAUGUGGCGCUGGUGAACGGGGCUUGCGAUGUGAUCGAUAUUUAUACCACCGACGCGGAAAUCGAGCACUUCAAUCUGCGGGUGUUGAGAGACGACCUGCAGCAUUUUCCUGCUUACGAAGCAGUGGUGCUUUACCGAAGUGAUUUGGUGGAUCGGCAUCCGGAAGUUGAGCAGGCGUUGUCGCGGCUUGAGGGGGUGAUUGACGAGCAGGAGAUGAUGGCGCUCAACGCCCAGGUGAAGUAUGGGAAACAGCAAGCGCCAGAAGUGGCCUCCGCGUACCUUGCCGAUGAUCUGGGUAUUAACAUCGAGACCAACUUGGAAACCUGGCAACAACGGUUGCUGAGAAACACGCUUGAGCAUCUGCGGCUAGUAACUGUAUCGCUCACAGCGGCGAUUAUUGUGGCGUUGCCGCUGGGUGUGAUUGCCGCGGGCAAGCGACGAGUGGGCCAAGUGAUUCUGGCGGUGGUGGGUGUGGUGCAAACGAUUCCUUCGCUGGCGUUGUUGGCCUUCAUGGUGCCGUUGUUGGGCGUGGGGGUGAGGCCGGCGAUGAUGGCUUUGUUUCUUUACAGCCUGCUGCCCAUUGUGCGGAACACUCACGCGGGCCUGCAUGAUAUCCCGUCGCAGAUUCGCGACUCGGCUUACGCUUUGGGCUUGCCAGCGAGUGCCCGACUGUUUCGGGUGGAACUGCCGAUGGCUUCGCGUUCGAUCAUGGCGGGGAUCAAAACGUCGGCCGUGAUUAAUGUUGGCACCGCGGCACUCGGCGGGUUGAUUGCCGCCGGGGGUUUCGGUCAGCCGAUCAUGACGGGGCUUAGCCGGCUCGACAUGCAGAUGGUUGUGUGGCAGGGUGCGGUGCCGGCUUCGAUCCUGGCCCUGGUGGUGCAAGGCGUGUUCGAAUUGGCAGAACGAUUGAUUGUGCCCAAGGGGCUAAGGAAGGGGCAGAUUGUGAUGCGAGUUCUUGGAUGUUUGUGUUUGUUGGUAGCCUUGUUCACGGGUGAUGUGCAGGCCGAUGAAGAGCAGUUCAGUCCGGAGGCUCGCAAGCGAAUCGCGGAGCUGCAGCGAGAGAUCACGCUACUGAAGGCGGAGAACAAACGUCUGAAAGAUGCCCUGGGAGAGAGCGAGGAUGCUCGGGCAGACAAAGGGGUUCAGCCAGGGCAAGUCCAGCAUUCGAUUGUGACCAUUUUUCGCGACAUGCCCGCCGAUUUGCAGCCGGGAAAGGCAUGGGACAAGGUAAGACUGCCCAAGGUUUACAAGUGGUUGGAGACCGAAUUGACCGGAGUUCCCUUCGAAAGCGUGAUGCUUGUUUCGAAAAUCAAAGUGGGUCGCAAUCGUAACAGUAAGAAUCCCAGCGAUGCCUGGCGGGCGGCGAUUUACUUCCGGCCAUUGGAGCUUGGUUACGAAGGUAAACUCUUCGCUCAAUACAUCGGCGAGAAAUUUCCUCAUCCACUAAUCCUCGACGGCGACGCCGCGUUCGCGAAAGAGAUGCAAGCCAUCCCUGUCGGUAAGAAGCUCACCGUGACUGGGAAGAUUAGUCAGGUACAACUGAUGCCGACGACCUUCGAGGGGUUUUGGAAAGUGAAUAUCUUACUGCAGGAUUACGGGGUGGGGUUUUAG